AACCAAUUAAUUAAUUACUUUGAGUGGAAGAUUAUCAACUAAGCAUGCUAAACAAUGACCGAAAUAAAUGUCUUAAAUCACGAUCAAAAUUCAGAAAUUUCUGAGACAUUGUCAAACGAAGGAGAUAUUUUCAAUAUAUCUACACGACUUCAAAAAUUAAUGCUGCAAAUUAAAGGCGAUUUUAUGACUGGUGAAGGGAAGUCCGUAGACUACCAUGGCAUACGAUCUAGCCAGGUUUUUAUUCGUUAUAUUGCAGAAUGCUCCCGUUUGGUCACCGUCGACCUUGCCUCUCUCUCACAAUCGGAAAGAAUUGCAUUUUUUAUUAAUAUCUAUAAUUCGUUGACAAUCCAUGGGAUAUGUGAGCAAGGAUUACCUUCUUCUGUACUUGGUGUUAAAGACUUCUGGAAAACUAUAGCAUACAACAUUGGAGGACAUGUAUUUUCUCUUGAUGAUAUUGAACAUGGUAUUCUACGAGGCAACAGACCACAUCCAUCAAGUCCCAAUCCAUUGUUUGAUGAAAGUGAUCCUCGUCUUCAAUACAUUGUAGUCGAUUUUGAUCCUCGGAUACAUUUUGCCUUAGUCUGUGGUGCUAAGUCAUGUCCUGCAAUCAAUGUCUAUUCAACUAAAAACCUCGAGCGUGGUCUUCAAGCUGCCACUGAUAACUUUUGCUCUCAAGAAAUCCACGUUGACAUUCAUUCAAAAAAGGUGACGUUAUCCAAAAUUUUUCAGUGGUACAAGAGAGACUUUGCGGAAAAGGACAUCGAUCUGCUAAUAUGGAUUCAAAGAAAUAGCAGUGGCAAAGUAUCAGCAGAUUUAAAGCAACUAGUAACGGAAAACCAUGAUGACGUAACACUAGUUUACAGUAACUACAAUUGGGAGCUAAAUACUGUCAAACUGACAAAUAUGUAAUACAUAUACGAUUCAUAUCUCUGGAAUUUGGAUGAACUUGUUGUAUGAGAAUUUUAAAAUGAAAUCACAUUUAAUUUUAACUAGAGUAACUCGUGGGAAUUUAAUCGCUAUGUGAUAUGACAAUCAUUAAAAAUGAUUAUGAAUUUCUUUCA
Molecule: messenger RNA, 1061 nt
Organism: Xenia sp. Carnegie-2017
Lineage: Eukaryota; Metazoa; Cnidaria; Anthozoa; Malacalcyonacea; Xeniidae
Exons: 6
Coding region: 55-909 (284 amino acids)
Source: RefSeq, a predicted model, not a curated record